Messenger RNA from Microthlaspi erraticum, 438 nucleotides. NCBI's taxonomy places the organism in Eukaryota, Viridiplantae, Streptophyta, Magnoliopsida, Brassicales, Brassicaceae. The record is from the annotation of a GenBank genome assembly.
AUGAGACAGCUUGAGCUGAAGUUGCCUUUCAUCGACGCCUUGAUGCUCAUUCCACCUUAUCAGAAAUUUCUGAAGGAUGCUGUUCAGCAAAGAACCAGGGAAGCACAAGGGAUGGUAGUGUUGACUCGUGAGUGCAGUGCAAUCAUUCAGCGGAAGGUCAUCUCCGACAAAAAGGAAGAUCCGGGGAGUUUCACUUUGCCCUGCAUGUUGGGACCCCUAUCUUUCAAAAACAGCCUCUGCGAUCUAGGAUCAUCUGUCAGCCUCAUGCCUUUGUCUGUAGCAAAGAGACUGGGAUAUCACAAGUAUCAAGCCUGCGGAAUCUCACUAGUCUUGGCAGAUAGAUCGAUAAGGUUACCAACUGGAAUGCUUGAAGACCUGCCUUUGAGGAUAGGGAAUGUAGAAAUCCCCACCGACUUCAUUGUGCUUGGAGAUGGAUGA